UGAAAUGCCAAAAGUGUUUUAGAAAAGUAAAACCAAAACCAACUUUGCGAGUUUAUCAGAGGUCCAAUGGAUGUCUUUAGCAAUAUAAGCUCCUGCUCCGACGCCCAGUCUGUCGAAAUCGAGACAUCUGUCACCUGCUCCGGAUUAAAUCUGACUGCAGACCAUUAUGAAAUAGAGCUUCUGCGGCAGAAAUUUGAGUUAGACCGUUUGGGGAUGACCGUCACCACCAAUGCCGUUGUCAUUCAAAAGGAUCAGAGCAAUCUAAUUGGGAUCAGCAUAGGGGGCGGUGCUCCAAUGUGUCCUUGCCUCUAUAUUGUACAGGUGUUUGAUGGCACGCCAGCAGCCCGGGAGGGUUCAUUGCAGUCCGGUGACGAACUCUUGGCCGUCAAUUCCGUCAGCGUAAAGGGAAAAACGAAGGUGGAGGUGGCCAAGAUGAUUCAAACGGCCACCGAUGAAGUAACCAUUCAUUACAACAAACUGCACGCCGAUCCUAAGCAGGGAAAGUCCCUCGAUAUAAUACUAAAGAAGCUAAAACAUCGCAUUGUAGAUAGUAUGUCGAGUAAUACAGCCGAUACCCUGGGCCUAUCCCGCGCCAUACUCUGCAACGAUUCUUUGGUCAAACGCCUCGAGGAGUUGCAGGGUACAGAGCUGAUGUAUAAGGGCCUGGUGGAGCACGCACGUCGCAUGCUGAAGGCCUACUAUGAUCUCUUGCAAAUAUACAAGUCCUUCGGCGACUGCUUCACACAGAUUUCAGCGCGGGAGCCGCAACAACGAGCCUCCGAAGCGUUCCGCACCUUCGGCGAAUUUCAUCGAAAUCUAGAAAAGGAUGGUCUGGCCAUAAUAAAGCUUAUUCAACCGGUAUUGGCAGACUUGGGCACAUACCUGAACAAGGCUAUUCCGGACACGAAACUGACAGUGCGGCGAUAUGCGGACGCAAAAUUCACUUACUUAUCCUACUGCCUUAAAGUUAAGGAGAUGGAUGAUGAGGAGCACGGCUUCGCAGCCCUACAGGAGCCAUUAUAUCGGGUGGAAACGGGCAAUUAUGAAUACCGGCUAAUACUGCGAUGCCGGCAAGAUGCGCGAAGCAAGUUUGCCAGAAUGCGCACUGAUGUCCUCGAGAAAAUGGAGCUGCUAGAAUGCAAACAUGCCAUGGAUCUGAAUAAGCAGCUGCGUAGCCUGCUUAAUAGUUUGGCUGAGCUCCACAGAUCUGUGGUGGAACGGUUGGGCUGUCUACCGCCGUUGUUUCCCAUCGAAGUCGACUUUAAAGAAACAGAUUUUCAAUACAAAUCGAGCACCUUAAAGCCACAAGAGCUGGACGACGAUGAAGUUGAGGCUACCCAGACUUCUGCGAAUCUGGUUUAUGGCCUCGAAGCCGUUGAGCAGCCAGCUCCCAUUAUUACUGUCGAUGCAAAGGCCAUUCAUGAAUCAAACCAAAGUCAAGUCCUUGACGCCACAUCUGAAUCGAAUGUUGAAAAUACGACACUAUUAAAGGAGUUAGAUAUAUUCGAUGUUGAUUUGCUGUCUAACCCCGAAACGGUGAGCAAGCCAACGGAGUUAGUAUCAACGGCACAAAAUGGUGCUUACGAUUUCGACUUGUUUUUGAAUCAGAAUGGUGUGACAACAUCUCAGCUUGAACAGUAUCUUAUGACCACAAACGCGCAAGAGACAGAUCUGCUCUUGCAAUAGCCAGAUUGUACAUACAUACAUACAUAUAUACAAAACGAAACUAAUAAAGUGCUAUGUCAAAAGAAUUUGUAUUAUACUUGUAUGUACAUA
This is a messenger RNA of Scaptodrosophila lebanonensis, 1776 nucleotides long. It is a transcript of the gene PICK1, whose product is annotated as PRKCA-binding protein. Bases 67 to 1686 code for a protein of 539 amino acids. Gene Ontology annotation, molecular function: phospholipid binding; protein kinase C binding; protein domain specific binding. NCBI's taxonomy places the organism in Eukaryota, Metazoa, Arthropoda, Insecta, Diptera, Drosophilidae. Gene Ontology annotation, biological process: dendritic spine maintenance; receptor clustering; positive regulation of receptor internalization. Gene Ontology annotation, cellular component: synaptic vesicle; postsynaptic density; postsynaptic early endosome. The record is from RefSeq and is a predicted model, not a curated record. The transcript has 3 exons.